AUGGCUGUUUUAAAUAAAAAUCGAAGGAAGGUCGAUAACAAAUUUAUUGGACGUAGUUUAAUGCGCAAUAAAUUAAGACAUAAAGAGAUAUCUGAUAAUAUUUUAUAUUCUCAAAUUGGAAAUGAUAAUGAUGUUGUAAAAAAAAAUAAGCAAUUAUCAGUUUUAAAUAAAGACCCUUUAGACGAUUUUUUAGAUAACCAAUUAAUUAUUAAUAAUAUACAAGUAAGUAAAGUAUUUCUUAAAAAAUAUGAAAUAAAAGAAAAAAAAAAUUAUGGUACGAAUAAAUUUAAGACCAAAGAGAAUAUUCAGAAUAUUGUUUUGCCUAUACCAGGAAGAGCUCUAUUUUUAAAUAAAGAUGAUAAAAUACAUAUCCUGAUGAAAAAGAAAGAAGAAAAUGAAAUGGAAAAAAAAAGGAAAAAAAAAAAAAAUUAUAAAAAUAAAAUUAGUUUUUUAAUGAGUGGAAAAAGUCUUAUACCACUUAACGUAAGAACACCCAAAGGGGAUUCUUCUGAGAAGAACAAAACAAAGAAGAUUAAAAAGAAAAAUUUAAAUGGAAUUAAUUCUAAAGGUGGUGAUGAUAAUAAGGAUGGUAAUGAUAUUGAUUAUAAUGAUGAUAUGGAUGAUAUGGAUGAUAUGGAUGAUAUGGAUGAUAUGGAUGAUAUGGAUAAUAUUGAUGAGAUUGACGAUAAUGAUGAGAAUGAUGAUAAUGAUGAGAAUGAUGAUAAUGAUGAUAUUGAUGAGAAUGAUGAGAAUGAUGAGAAUGAUGAUAUUGAUGAGAAUGACGAUAAUGAUGAUAUUGAUGAGAAUGACGAUAAUGAUGAUAUUGAUGAGAAUGACGAUAAUGAUGAUAUUGAUGAUAUGGAUAAUAUUGAUGAUAAUGAUGAUAAUGACCAUAAUGACGAUAACUUCGAUAACAUUAAUAACAAUGAUUAUAAUCAUAGUGAUGAAAAUUCUUGUGGUGAAGACUUUGAAAUAAACGAUAAAGAGAGAGAAGAUAAUACAUAUAAUUAUGACAAUGAUUAUAAUUAUAAAUAUUUAUAUAUAUAUGAAAAGUUAGGUGAAAAAUAUAGAAUGUCAAACAGAGAUAAUAAUAAUAAAUUGAAUAAAGAUAUUAUAGAUAAAUAUGAACAUGAAUAUUUUAUUGAAUGGAGAAAAUUAUUAAGUGAAAUCGAAGAGAAAGAAGGAUAUUUUGUAACUCCUUAUGAAAAGAAUAUUGAAUAUUGGAAACAAUUAUGGAGAGUUAUUGAAAGAAGUCAUGUAUUAUUUUAUAUUAUUGAUGUAAGGAAUCCUUUAUUUUUUUAUUGUAGAGGAUUAGAAUAUUAUAUAAAAAAAGUGGAUAAAAGAAAAAAACUUAUUCUUAUAUUAAAUAAAGCUGAUUUUUUAACAUAUGAAGAAAGGAAAAUAUGGGCUGAAUAUUUUGAAAAAAAAAAAGUACACUUUGUAUUUUUUUCAGCCUUAAGAGAAUUAUAUCAUCAAAAUAAAGUAACCAUUGAAAAUAUGCCAAAUGAUAUAAUACAAAAAAGGGAAGAUUUUAUGGGCGACAUAUAUGAUAAUAUUAUAUUAAAAGAAAAUUAUCAUCAUGAUAAUAAUAAUCAUCAUAAUGAUGAUAAUAUAAAUAGUGGUUUAGAUUUUCUUAACAAUAUAGAUGAAGAAAAAAAAGAUAUUAUUAAUGUAGGUUAUGGUAAUUUAAGUUAUGAACAAAAAAAAAAUGAUAAUACAGAUAUAUUAAGUGUAAAUGAUUUAAUAAAUUUAAUUAUAAAAAUAAAAAAAGAAAUAAAACAAUAUUAUCAUGAUAUAGAAGUAGAAACAUUUUCUUCCAUACCAAAAUUUAUGAUAGGAUUUAUAGGAUUUCCAAAUGUAGGAAAAAGUUCCAUUAUAAAUUGUUUAAUUGGUAAAAAAAAAGUAAGUGUAAGUCGUCAACCAGGUAAAACAAAACAUUUUCAAACAAUAACAUUAAAACACUUUCCAUUUUCUUUAUGUGAUUGCCCAGGAUUAAUAUUUCCAUCUUUAGUUUUUAAUAAAAAUGAUUUAAUAAUAAAUGGAGUUUUUUCAAUUGAUCAUUUUAAAGGAGAUGUAGUAUCACUAGUUCAAAUUAUUUGUAAUAUCAUUCCAUUUCAAUUAUGUAAUAAUUAUAAAAUAGAUACUAAUAUUAUUCAUGAAUAUUUAAAUGAUAAAGGUCAUAUCUCAUAUUUCUUGGAUGCAUCUGAAUUUUUAAAAAAAUUCUGUACCUUUAGAAAAUUUGUUUCAGGAGGUAAAGGUGGUCAAUUAAAUUUUAGUCAUGCUACUAGAAUAAUAAUACAUGAUUUUAUAUCUGGAAAAUUGUUAUAUAAUUUUUUGCCUGAUUAUUUUAAGCAAACAUCUGAUAUUUAUUUUAAAAAUUAUAUCCACCAAACAGACAUGGACAAUAUUUUAGAUAAUGAAUUACUAACGGAAGGCAAUGCGAAUGAGGAAAUUUUAACCACCAAAAGGAAAUUUCGAUACAUGCAAAAAAAAAUGAUGAAAGGGAAAAACGUGAUAAAAUACGACAAGAUGUGA
Molecule: messenger RNA, 2535 nt
Organism: Plasmodium gaboni
Lineage: Eukaryota; Apicomplexa; Aconoidasida; Haemosporida; Plasmodiidae
Product: putative large ribosomal subunit associated GTPase
Exons: 2
Coding region: 1-2535 (844 amino acids)
Cellular component (GO): cytosol
Molecular function (GO): GTPase activity; GTP binding
Source: RefSeq, a predicted model, not a curated record